AUACUAUCCUCUACAAUAACAAUGAAAGUGAGUACAUUGAUACUGCUUUUGAUCACAUCAUCUGCUUUGGUAAGCGCAGUGAAGACCUAUUCAGAAUUAGACCUUGCCUUGAUGGCAUGUGAAGGGUACUUUACUGUUAACAUGGCAGUAUGUCAAGCUGGAAAAAAGACCAAUAAAGAUAUGGACUGUUAUUGUAACAGUGAUCCUGGGUUUGGUACUCUUGCUGACUGUUUUGUCAAGGGUUAUAGCAAUGACACAAGUCUUAUUAAAUCAUUUGCAAAACUGUGUAACUCCACUGUGGAUAAAUUUUACACCAAAUAUGAUAGCAUGAAGCUUAAGAAAUUUGAAAUGCCCAAACCAAUGGCUCAAGGUAUGGGAGGAGAUGGAGGCAAAGGUGGUAAAGGGGGUAAAGGUGGUAAAGGUGGUAAAGGCGGUAAAGGUGGAGGAGGUAAAGGAGACCAAGCUGCGGUAGAACUUUCAAAGGUUCCAUUAGCACUUGACUACUCCAAAUUUACUCCUUACAGGGAAGCAUAUGAAAUGACUUACAACAACUAUAACCUUGGUUUAACCCAUGGUGCUGCAUUAAUUGGUUAUUGGGGUAUUGUUAUCGUCAUUGCUACUGUUUCAAACUUCUUCACCAAGUUGUUCCCAAGUGCUUUGUCAGGAACUAUCCCUACCCUUUACAGAAAGUAUAUCACCAUGCCAGCCACUUUCCAUAAAAAAAAGACAAACCUGUACCACUUUGGUCCAAUUGCUGGUUUGAUUCCUGCUAGACUUGAAAGUUUUUACGUUUUUGCAUUUGUAUUUUUAGCUGCAUUAUUAGCUGGUAUUGAUAUCAAACAUGUUGAAAACAACCCACUUAAUCCAAUUAGACAAGUUGAAAUGGGACAUCUUGUUGCUGAUAGAACUGGUAUUAUGGCUUGUUUCCUUGUUCCUUUGUUAUUCUUAUUUGGUGGCCGUAACAACUUCUUGCAAUGGAUUACUGGAUGGAAGUUUGGAACUUGUAUUAUGUACCACAGAUGGAUUUCUCGUGUUGCUGCAAUCUUGAUUAUGGUUCACGGUAUUAGUUUUUCCGCUUCUGAUUUAGCUGCUGGUAGAUAUUCAACUCGUAUGUCUCAAGCUUUCAUGCAAUGGGGUGUGGUUGCUUGUAUCUGUGCUGGUUUUACCAUUGUUCAAUCAUUGCUUUUCUUUAGAAGAAAGUGUUACGAAGUUUUCCUUGUGAUUCACAUCUUGCUUGCCGUCUUCUUUUCUAUCGGUGCUUGGUACCAUUUAACAGACCAAGGUUAUGCCGAGUUUAUGUAUGCCGCAGUUGCAGUAUGGGCGUUUGAUAAGUUUAUCAGAUUAUGCAGACUUGCUUCAUUUGGUGUUCAAAAGGCUGAAAUCACUUUAUUGGCUAAUGAAACCUUGAAAAUUAUUGUUCCUAAACCAAGUUAUUGGAAAAGUAUCCCAGGUGGUCAUUCUUUUGUUACAUUUUUGCUUCCAUCUUGUUUCUGGCAACAACAUCCAUUUACAUUCACCACAUCCCACGAAUCAGAAGGUAAGAUUGUGUUCUACACUAAGGUUAAGAAUGGUAUUACCAAGAAGUUGUACAAGAAGUUGAGCAAGUGUAAUGGUUUGACUACUACCGUCAAUGUUAUGAUUGAAGGUCCAUAUGGUAAACCAAGUGAUGGUCGUAGAGCCAAGAAUGUGGUUUAUGUUGCUGGUGGUAACGGUAUCCCAGGUAUCUACUCUGAAUGUCUCGAUGUUGCUCAAAAUUCAAGUUCUUCUCAGUCUAUCAAGUUAAUUUGGGUUAUUCGUCACUGGAAGUCUUUAAGUUGGUUUAUUGAUGAAUUGAAGAAGUUGGAAAACACCAAGGUUCAAACCACAAUUUAUGUUACUAGACCUGAUAUUACUGAAGGAGUCGAGCAUAUUUUGAAGGGAAGAUCAGAAAAGGAAAAGGAAAAAUCUGAAGCUGAAAAGUCUUCCGAUGUAUCCGUUGUUUCAUAUCCAGCAUCUACUAUGUCCUCGUUGAGACAAGAAUUAAGCCAUGUCACUUUUGUUGAAGGUAGACCUUCAAUGGAUGCACAUGUUGAAGAAGAAAUCAAACAAGCUAAUGGUUCAUUGGCUUUCGUUACCUGUGGUCACCCAGUCAUGGUUGAUGAUUUAAGAUAUGCAGUUACGCAUCACUUGCAAGAUACUACUCACAGAGUAGAUUUCUACGAACAAUUACAAACAUGGUCUUAGAUGGACUAAUGUCAUCAGAAGGUUGAUUUGAGGGGAUAUUUAUAUAGAUUUUUAAUUAUAGAAGCUUAAUAGUUCUUUUUUUUUUUUUUUUUAAACAAGCUUCUACAGCAAUCUAUUCUCUUAAAAAAUAUCAAAAAUUUUAUUUCUAGAAUUAGGUAGAACCUGAAACAACUAACUUUUGUAAGUGGCUCAUAAACACUUGUAAUGAGACAUCGUCUGUCAAAACUAUAGCACCGCUAUUACUGACAAAUUCAGAACUGUUAUAAGUAACGGAUGGAUUCAACUUUGAAUACAAGAAUCUCGCUUGUGAUCCACCUUCUUCAGUAUCAACGAAUCUAGGCAAUGGGUAUCUGUCAACCAACAAUUCAGCAGCUUCAACCUUUGGUUCUUGCAACAAUUCUUUGAAAUUCUCAUAUUCUGGUUGAUCUUGGUAUCCUGCUCUUCUCCAUUGGGCAAUUGUCCUACCAUGGAAAAUUAAGAUAUGGAAGAAUGUAUCCAAUAACAAAAUACGGUCGUCUCUAAUGGAUACCGAGUCCAAUAACACAGCUUCUGGUUCACUAUCCAAGGAGAAGGCAGUUAAUGUAGGUUGUAUCAUAAUUAACGAGUUGUUGCAAUCUUCAGUCAUCAAUACAUGUCUGUAAAAGGCAGUUUCAUCCGGCGAGUUAUUGAACACUUGCAAGAACUGAGAUCUUCUUAAGUAAUAUAUAAAUUGUGGGUACAAUGUGAAUUGUGGACCUAAUCUGAAAGAUUCUUCUUGAUCUUUUCUGUAAUCAGCAAAUUUUUGACACAAUCUAAUCAACAUUCUAUCGACCCAUCGUAAAACGUCAGCCCCAUCAUCUUGUUCAGCCUUGAAAAGAGUAACACGUGCCAUCAAUACGGCAGCAGCUUCUUGAUCAAAUGAAUUAGUCAAUGUUUGUUCAUCACUGGUCAAGAAAUUAGAAAUGGUAGUAACUCUGAUUCUGUAACUUCCCGAACAAUGUUGGUAAUGAGUAAUAAAUUGAAUAUAACUUUGUGAAUUUUGAGGCAAUUGAGCAGUAUUAACCACAUCAAAAAAUACCCCAUAUGUAUGCCUAGGGGAAAGAGCACAUAAUCUGAAUUGUGAAGAUCCACCCAAACCUAAUUCAUUUUCAGAAACGUUAGCACUCUUGACAUUCAAAGAUGAGGCAUGACCUAUAACACCACUAACCUUCAAUUCUCUGGAUGUCUUGAUAUCAAGAGUACCAUUGAAACCCAUAUUAAGAAAUCCUUGACUAUCCUUAUUAAAUAAACGAAGGAAUGAUUGUUUAAAAAUAGCCGUGGUGAAGGAAUCAGUCAACAACAAGGAUCCUCCUGUUAAAUUACAUAGAUUCUUCAUUUCCAACAUACCAAUUUGAUCAUAACAUCCAGCAAAAAUAUCAACAGUAUGGGCAUUCUUAACUGCUCUAGCAGCAAGGGAAUCAUAAAACUUGGUUGCCUUCUUGAAAUGCUUGGCAUUGUCCUUAUCAAUGUCAGAGUGGGAUCUAAUUGGCUCCUUUAAUUGAGGACCAACAAUCAAACCUGGGCUCAAGGUACAUGGACCAGCAGUAAAUAACAUAAUUCUGGCACCAAAUCCAGCAUAUGUGAGACCAAGUAAGUUGGAAGCAACAUUCAAUGCACUACCAGUACAUCUCAAAGCCCUGUCACCAUUAGCCACAGGCCAUGGGUCUCCAUUCAAAUUUUCCAAAAGAGAUGUUAAUUGGAACUCAACUUCUUCAGCAGGAAGGAAGAAGCGAGUUAAUGAGUUGGCAAAUUGAGGUUGUUGUCCUGCAGGAGAUGGUGCCAAUGGACGAUUCAACAUUUCACUAAUUUGCUUAUCAGUAUAUUCUUUAUCUCCACGGAAAAUAUAGGAUUUAUUGAUCUUUUCUGAACCUAAAUCAUGAACUUGAACCAUGGUUCCAUAAGUGAUCAAACCAAUCAAGGCAUUGACUGGUAAUAAAUUCAAAGAAAUAACCAAAGCUUCCUUCAAUGCC
Messenger RNA from Spathaspora passalidarum NRRL Y-27907, 4211 nucleotides. RefSeq lists its product as uncharacterized. Gene Ontology annotation, biological process: iron ion transport; copper ion import; intracellular iron ion homeostasis. The coding region runs from base 22 to 2223 and encodes 733 amino acids. Lineage: Eukaryota; Fungi; Ascomycota; Pichiomycetes; Serinales; Debaryomycetaceae. The transcript has 3 exons. Gene Ontology annotation, molecular function: ferric-chelate reductase activity. The record is from RefSeq and is a predicted model, not a curated record. Gene Ontology annotation, cellular component: plasma membrane.